Messenger RNA from Oldenlandia corymbosa var. corymbosa, 1668 nucleotides. The record is from the annotation of a GenBank genome assembly. NCBI's taxonomy places the organism in Eukaryota, Viridiplantae, Streptophyta, Magnoliopsida, Gentianales, Rubiaceae.
AUGUUUCUCUAUAAUCUUACUCUUCAAAAAGCCACCGGCAUUGUUUGUGCCGUAAACGGCAACUUCUCUGGCGGCAAAGUCCAAGAAAUCGCCGUCGCCCGGGGAAAAAUCCUCGAUCUCCUUCGACCUGACGACAAUGGCAAGCUCCAGACUCUAUUAUCCGCCGAAAUCUUCGGCGCAAUUCGUUCCUUAGCUCAGUUCCGUCUGGCCGGCGGUUCAAAGGAUUACAUUGUUCUCGGAUCGGAUUCCAGCAGGAUUUUGAUUCUAGAAUACAACAAACAGAAGAACUGUUUUGACAAAAUUCACCAGGAGACGUUCGGGAAGUCCGGCUGCGGGAGGAUUGCUCCCGGUCAAUAUGUGGCUGUUGACCCAAAAGGUAGGGCAGUCAUGAUUGCGGCCGUUGAAAAGCAAAAGUUAGUUUAUGUCUUAAGUAGAGAUAAUUCUGCAAGUUAUACAAUUUCAUCACCGUUGGAGGCUCACAAAAAUCAUACCAUUACUUACUCUAUUUGCGGUGUAGAUUGUGGUUUUGAUAACACUAUAUUUGCUGCUCUUGAGAUAGAUUAUUCCUACGCCGACCACGAUCCAUCGGUUAUAGCAGCGAGUGAAGCACAAAAGUGUCUGACAUUUUACGAGCUGGAUUUAGGGCUCAACAACGUUUCGAGAAAGUGGUCGGAUCCGGUUGAUAAAGUUGCAAAUAUGCUUUUGAGUGUACCUGGCGGUGGAGAUGGUCCGAGUGGGGUGCUUGUUUGCGCCAAAAAUUGUGUUAUAUACAAGAAUCAGGACCACCCUGAUGUUCGUUGCAUGAUUCCGAGAAGGGCGGAUUUGCCGGCUGAAUGCGGGGUUUUAAUUGUUUCCGCGGCCAUGCACAAGCAGAAAUCCAUGUUUUUCUUCUUGUUGCAAACUGAGUAUGGUGAUAUCUUGAAAGUUACAUUAGAUCAUGAUCAUGAAAGAGUCAAGGAGCUGAAGAUCAAGUAUUUCGAUACUAUUCCAGUUACGUGUUCAUUGUGUGUUUUGAAGUCAGGAUUUCUUUUCGCGGCUUCUGAGUAUGGCAAUCAUGGAUUGUAUCUGUUUCAAGGAAUUGGAGAGGAUCCGGAAGUGGAAGCCUCAUCAGCUACAUUGAUGGAAACUAAUAAGGGUUCUGAACCUAUAUAUUGUCAACCUAGGAAGCUUAAAAACCUUAUUAGAAUUGAUCAUUUGGAGAGCUUCAUGCCUAUGAUGGACAUGAAGAUAUCAAACCUCUUUGAGGAAGAAGCUCCUCAGAUAGUUGCACUUUGCGCUCGUGGACCGCGCUCGACAUUGCGCAUACUACGACCUGGAUUGGCUGUCAAUGAGAUGACGGUCUCGCAACUUCCUGGCGUUCCGAAUGCUGUGUGGGCGGUGAAGAAGAAUGUCAACAACGAAUUCGAUUCUUACAUUGUUGUCUCGUUUACUAAUGCGACUCUUGUCCUUUCCAUCGGCGUGACAAUUGAAGAAGUUAGCGACAUCGGAUUUCUCGAUACAACGCCGUCUCUGGCGGUUUCCCUGAUCGGAGAUGACUCAUUGAUGCAAGUUCAUCCGAGUGGCAUUAGGCAUAUUAGAGAAGAUGGACGUGUCAACGAAUGGAGAACGCCGGGCAAGCGGACAAUAGUUAAGGUAGGGAGAACAGGGUUCAAGUUGUGGUUGCCCUAA